CUUGGAAUAAAAGAUUCACGCAUAUUGUCAGCACCUGCGUGUGCGUUGCAUUGGCAGCGGAGCGUGUAUUCCGAGCUCCCUCGCAGGGAGAACCCUUUCGGCAUCAGACAGUUCCCUCCCGGACACUCCCGUGCAGUCGGACAGAUUCCGACGGAUAUCACAUCUCGCACGAUGGCUGACCGGAGGCCUGCUGCUGCCGCUGGUUCUCGCGGCGCCGCCGCACCGAAGAAGUACGGAGAUCGUCGAUACAGAGGCAAGCACCCUCGAGAGGGAGCCGCGGCAGCGGCAGCGUCUGUGCCCGACGACGAGACCUACGAAGAGGAAUGGGCCGACGAGUGGGCUGGUGAGGACUGGGCCGAGGACGACGACGAGGAGUCGGAGAUUCCACCGAGCUCGGCGGAGUUCCGACGCACCCGCGGUGAUCGCAAGAAGUGGCGCGGAGGACCGUGCCCAGCCCCACCUCCACUCGAGGCCAGGUUUCAGAAUAUAUACAAGCAGCCGAGAUACUACCAGAAGUGGGUUAGGAAAGUCCACAUGUGGAAGGCCAGGGCGCGACACUACAAGCCGAUGGCCGAACUGGCCCUGGACCUUUCAGACGUCAUCACGGGUGAGGGCGCAGAGAUGAUCGAGUCCUUGGAAUGGACCCGGUUGUAUUCACAGGAUGGUAUUGAUUUGGUGAUCAACUCCCUCGCCGUGUUUGAUGAGCAGCAGAUCCUACAGGUUGGAGACCUCAUGGAAGAGUAUGAAGAAGUGGAGCGUCUGCCCGGUGAGCUGCUGGCCGCGUACGUUGCGCAUUUCAAGGAUCUCGAGAUGCGGCUCAAACGGGCAGAGCUUCCAGCUCAGCAAGGACAAUUUCGAGCAUUCAAGUUGUUGCGAAGUUCAUGUUUAUCGCCGGAGGUCCGGCGCAACCUUCUCCUCGCCACGGGCAAUGAGUAUGACUUCGACCGCCUCGUUCAGGCUAUGAGUUACGACGGAUGGCACGUAAGAGACUCGGUGAGGCGGCCGCUCCUGAACGCAGGUCGGCUGGUCGAGAUCCCGACAAAGGAGGCGGCAAAGGACGAGAUCGACAGCCACCGAGCUGACAUUCUUCCCGAGGACGAGGCUGAGGAGAACGAAGAUGAAGAUGACCCCGAUCAAGCAGAAGUAAAUGAGGCUUGCGCCGAGGAGGUUGACAGUAUCCAGGUCAUGCAGGAGGUGGCGGACGCUUUGACCGUCACCAGCGACAAGUUGAAGAAGCUGACCUUGGGCCGCGGGUGGACCGGAAGCGCCGCCCGGCAGGCCGCCGCAGACAUCGUCAGCACCGCCACAGAGAGGCACUGCGACGCCGCCGGCCGGCACGUCUUUUUCAGGAAGCAUUCGUGGAACAUUUACGGGAGACCGAUCCGGAGAUUCAAGAGCACCGGCGGCAUCUCAGAGGCCAGGGUUUCGCCAGACGUCUUCGAGGACCGGCUACAAGUCACGCACCUCUCGCCCGACGAGCUGCAGCAGCGCGUGGCCGCCUUCAAGAGCAGGGUCGCCACCAGCGACAAGGGGCUGGACACCUUGAGGGAAAGGGCUCAUUUCACCAAGAUCAACCUGUACGACGUGCCCUUGAAGAUUGCCCCGAAUGGCCACUUGCUUCUGAGAGUCGACUCUUGGUUGAAGGAUGUGGGGUUCCCAAGGGAGCCCGAGGCCUGGAAGUUCACCCCCUCGGACGUCAUCAUCCCGGAGCCCCAGUGGAUCCCAGAGGAGGCCCGAUCGUCUCGUCGUACAGUUCAGCUGACGAGGCAGAACCUGGCGAUCAACGCGUGGACGAACCUGAUGCAGCUGAUCAUGAACCACCUGUCGCACAUCAUCGGUCGCAGUCGCGAGCAGUUCCGGCAGAACAUGGAGAUGUCGAACCGGAUGAUGGGCGCGAUCGCGCAGAUGGGCCACGAGAUGGGCUACCUGACACCGAUGGCGGACUCAGUGAAGGCGAUCGCGAGAGGAGCCGCACAGGUUCCAGAGAGCGUGCUGCCACCGCCGCCGGCACCAGAGGAUCAAGCCCAGAACUACUCACAGCUGUGCGAGAAGAGGGACGUGUGCGCCCAUCCGGCAACGAGGAGGUACUACGCCAAGGGGUACUGGCUGAUCUGCGACCAGUGCGGCCGGCGGUGGAAGUCGGUCAACGGGAAGUGGAUCGUGAUGGUGAAGAGAGGCGCCUGGAAGCGCCUUCUCGGCAUUGCUAAGAAGACGACCGCAGCCUGCGAGACGCUUAUUAACGUGAGUCAAGAUGCCGAUCGCCGAGCUGCCGAUUUACGAGACGCGGAAUGGUGCUGUUCGGACGUGGCCUUCAUGGACAUUCCCGUUCCUGAGUUGCCCGACCACCGGUACCUGGACAACGAGUGCCAGGCGUGCGGCACCGACCUCAUUGAGGGCUGCGCAGGGACAGCAAGACCUACGCGACUCGCUUCACGCUUUGAGCUGAGGGCCUCGCCGAGCGCCGACAUAGAGGACGGCUGGGACUUGUCAACUACGCGAGGUGCUCAGAGAUGGAAAGAUCAGAUACUGAAAGACAAGCCACUCUACGUGAUCGUAGGCUUCCCCUGCACGCUCUGGUGCUCCUACAAUGUCAAUGUGAAUUACGUCGACCAUCCCGAGCUGCUUGAGAGACUUCGUGCUCGGGAUCGACGGCUGAUUGACUUGAUCAAGUGGACCAUCAAGUACCAGGUGAAGCAUGGCCGGUUCUUCUUGUUCGAGAACCCGCCGACGUCAGCGAUCUGGAAGGACCUCCAGUUCGCCCCGCUCCUGCCCUUGGGCGAGACCGUUAUCGGCCAUGGGUGCCAGUACGGGAAGACAGGCAAGACUGGCCUGCCGAUUCGCAAGGCGUAUCGCUGGUUCUCCAACUCGCCGCCUGUGCUUGCGGCUCUGAGCCGCCGCUGCCCAGGACUUCGUCCGGAGUCCGGGGGCCACUUGCACGAUCCGAUUGAGAACUCGAAGUGGACAAAGGCCAGCGGCGAGUACACCGACGAGAUGGCCCACGCGAUGCUCUACGCGAUCCAGCAGGUCGCCGCCCAGAGGAAUCCGAGCAGGUUCGCCGACAUGCCGGUUGCGGCUACCGAGUGGGAGGUCGCCUACAACCACGCAGGUCCCAUCGAGGUGCUGUUCGCCUCGCCAGAGAAGGACCCCACCAGGUGGGAGGCGGUCAUGCAGGGCGUCCGACAGAUCGUGGGCGGUUCCGCCAGCCGAGGCGGGAACAAGGCCAUGCAUUACCUUUCGAAGUCGUCCGCGCUCUGGAGACAGAUUAGCCAGCUCGUCCCGUGGGACCUCACGAUGAUCCAGCUCGCGAAGGCAGCCAAGCAAAGGAGGUUCCCCAUCAACAAGGAGCCGUGGUCUCACCGUGGUCACUGCUACGUGGACGAGAAGGGACAUUACCAUAUCGAAGCCGAGGACCUGGUUGACGUGGCCUUCCCGACGUUGGCCUUGUCGCCGCCCGCGGACCUAGCCGUUUUCUCCUUCGGCUAUGCCAAGCAGGAGUCCCUCCCGCAGGAGCCUGACACGUCACAGAUAGAGAAGCGAAUGCCGCUUCCCCCGGACCCGAACGACCCGAUGCUGCCGAACAACAGCCUGCCGCCCGACGAGGACGACGACCUGCAGGACGUCCCGAUCGCUCGGAUGCCUGACGCGUCCGGCGGUAUGGCUGGUAUACGUUUUGUUGGAGUGACAAAGGAGCAGUGUCCUCGUGAAGUUCGCCAGCUUGUCGCUCGUAUGCACUGUAACUUGGGACAUCCGGUGCCCAGCGAGUUCUUCCAGUUCCUGGCUCAGAGAGGCGCCUCGCAGGCUACGCUGCUGUGCGCCAGAGCGCUGAGGUGCCCGGCGUGCCUUCGUCGCAAACGGCCUCAGCGACAGCGGGAGUCACAGAUUCCAAGGGUGGGUCUGUUCAACGACUUAGUCAAGGGCGACUUGUUCUACGUCAUGACCCACGACGGAGACGUCUGGGAGAAGUUCCAGACGUGCUGGCUCACCCCGUUCGGGAUUAUGCAGAUUCUGGUUGUCGACAGGGACGGCGCCUUCGAAGCCGUGUUCAUGGACAACUGCCACACGUUGGGAAUCGACGUGAGGUACGUGCCGCCGGGAGCUCACUGGCAGUUGGGCCUGGCCGAAUCCGGCAACUACGCCUGGCGCCGAGUCUUCGAGAAGGUGAUCGACGUCAUCCUGCCGACGAUGCCAGAGCACGUGGACCUUGCGAUCAUCUCGACGAGCCACGCCGUAAACCAGUCAGUGCGCCGAGCAGGCCGCGCCGCCUAUGCCGCCGCCUUCGGACGGGUACCCACGCUUCCGACCGAGCUCUUGGCUGACACCACGUCCGCCGAGUUCUGGCACAAUUGCACCCAGGAUGAGAUGCUGGCCUACGGGGAGAGAUGCCGCAUUGAGGCGCUCAAGGCGAUCGCCGACCUGGAGGCCGACGAGGCGCUGCGUACCUCCAUCCUCCGCCAGCCUGUCAACCGCAAGGAGUACGACUUCCUCUCGGGACAGCGCGCGGCAGCCUGGGGCGAGCAUGGUCGCAAGCGACGGGGCAAGACGCCCGUGGCAGGGUAUCGCCCAGGCAUUUUCUGUUUCUGGGAUUCCGGCACCAACGGCUACGGCGAGGGCGAGUCUGCCUGGUUGCGGAUCGGGCACCGCACUGUGCAGGUGGCCCGCGAACACAUACGCCCAGCCGUCGGUUUCGAGGGCUGGACCCCUUCCGAGGAGGACCUCAAGGAGCUCAAGACGGCCGAGCAGGACUUGGCGAAGGCCAGAGCGGUACCCGGCGUCGAGCCCAGAGUCGAGCCGAAGGCGAAGCUCCAGAGCCCGCUGCGCCCUUUCCGUGGCCGGCACCGCCUCAGUUUGGACCAGUCAGAACACGAGAGCGCUCUGCGACGAAAGCUUCCUCACAUACCGGGCUCACCGAGCCCAGCAGCCUUCGUGUCCAACGAGUCGGACGAGAUGGAGUUCAUCACACCGGAUGGCUGGGACGGAGUCGAGGAGCCAGUCCUGCUCAGGACCCGCGUGUUCUCGAGCCUGGCGGAGGUCCAGGAGGCCUACGAGGCGCACCUCUUGCCCAUCGAGAACUUCGAGAACGACCCGAUCGACGACAGCGAGCCGGACGACGACUGGACAAACUGCCUGUGCAUGACCUACCACGAGCUCUCCGACCUCAGGGACGGCGAGAUGGACGUGGACUGUGCGACAGCACAGGUGGGCGACACGACGGACUCGAACAACCUGUCGAGACGCGAGCAGCGUCAACUGGAUCGUGAAAUCCCCUGGCGGGAGAUCGCAGAGUACCCGGAGGACCAGUUCAUGGAGUACGAGUGCCAGAACUGGGACACCUGGAAGUCCGUUCGGGCCUGCUCGCAGGAGGAGGCCGAACAAGUUCGUCGUGACCCUCAUCUCCGCAAACGGUGCAUCCGCUCGCGCGUGUGCUACCGGGACAAGAACUUGGGGUUUCCGCCGUUGAAGGCCAAGGCUCGCCCGGUGUUGCUCGGGUUCUCCGACCCCGACCUGGAGAAGUUGCCGCGUAACGCCCCGGUGCUGACCGACGCUGGCAAGAAGCUGAUCUGCCAGAUCGCGGUCUCGAAUGACUGGCGAGUCGGGACCGGAGACGCGGAGAGCGCCUUUCUCCAGGGAGGCGCCCAGAGCGAGCGCGAGGAGGCGAUCUACAUGAUUCCGCCCAAGGACCCGAUAGUUCAAGCCGCCGGAGUUUUCACCGCCCCACUCUACGAGGUGGUCGGCAACCUGUACGGUCAGUCGACGGCGCCGUACCUAUGGUACAAGCACGUGGUGACGACCUUCCUGGCGCUGGGCAGCAAGCUCCACAGCCUCGAUUCAGCUCUCUUCCUGUUCGACUUCACACCGAUCGAGAAGGCUAUUAAAUGGCGAGGCUGGCAGUGGGACAACUUCGUCUUCCUCGGCGAGGAGUACCAGCGCCUACGUCAAGGUCCGUACAGCGGAAGUUUGUUUGUUCAUCAAGCGGCCUACACUAAGGCGAUUGCAGUCACGAAGGUUGGAGUUAUGUCCAGCACUCGGUCUUCUUCUAAGCUGACGCGUUCUGAGCGCGAAGAUCUGGAGUCUGCUGUCGGCUCGCUCCAGUGGUUGUCCGGACACACACGUCCAGACCUGUCAGCCGCGGUUUCCCUUGUCCAGAGGACCGACCCCGAGCUGAACGACCUACGGAUGGCCAUGAAGCACGUAGAGUACGCGCACCGCACAGCCCAGACUGGCAUCCUGAUCGUCCGCGUCGAUUUGAGCCGCGCCUGCUUCGUGAGUUUUGCAGACAGCUCAUGGGCGAACGCUCCAGGAUUGAAGACCCAGAUCGGCACCCUCAUCUUUCUGGCAGACGAGGUGAUACUCACCGGACCCACGUCAUGUACUCUCUUGUUUCACAAGUCCAAGAGAACGCCGAGAGUGGUAAGAUCUACGCUGGCUGGGGAAGCUAUCGCGCAGGACCUGGGAGUGGACUACGCGUCGUACUUGUCGAAGUUCCUGUCCGAGAUGUUGACUGGACGGCCUGCUGGCCGACACCCACCGAUCUUCGAGGUUAUCACCGUCACCGACUGCAAGUCUCUGUGCGAUGCCCUCCACCAGCUCACCCCGAGUUUGUCUGAGAAACGUACUGUGAUCGACGUGAUUUCCAUUCGUGACGAGGUGAAGGUCAAGAACGUCAGAUGGAUCCCUACGACACACAUGAUAGCCGACGGCAUGACCAAGUUCCUGGCGGAUCCAGUGCUUUCGCUCGUGGAGUCGAUUGCUUGCGAGGAGCUGACCGGGCGCGAGACCGCCGCGCUGCCCCUGCGGACGGCCAGGGCCAAUCGAGUGGGUCGCCAGGGCCGCCAGGGCCACAGGAGGGUCGUGGAGAUGGCGCCCACCGCCGCAGAGCAACGGCAGCCUGGCCGCUUCGCCGGAUGGCCUCCCCUGGCGGGCCCACUACGAGAACGAACCAACUCACGCGUGUACGUGCCCUUGCUAUUAGCAGCGGCGGGGCUGCUUGACCAGCAGGAGGCGGCGGGAUGGAGCGCGCACCCGCUCACGCACGACUGGUGGCAGCCGACAGUGGAGGCCUUGCAGCAAGCGGACGCCGUGCCAGCCGAGACCUUCGCCCAAGGGCUGGAGUUCGCAGGGGCCAGCCCAGGGGCGAUAUAUGCCGUGAUCGCCGCUGGGGGCGGAGCACGCCCUGGACACGUGCACCUGCCGCCUGUGGCGAGAGCGCUGGCGGACAGCGCUGGCUACAUCGACAACCUCGCCCAGGAGCAACUCCUGGAGAGGUUCACCCGCUUCGAGGCUGGAGACUGGGCGCAGCUUCUGACAGAAGCACAGCCGGGCCCGCCGCGCAGGCCGCCCGAGCGAGACGCGAACGGGCAGAGCAGGGCGCCCGAGGCACGACGGGGCCGGGCGCCAGACGAAAACGAGGAGCUCCGCAGCCGCUGCGGGAGGGCCCGCGAGCUGAUCCGCCUCGGCGAGGUCUCGGCGGCGCGGCAAGCGCUGACAGCGAGCGCGGUGGCACCAGGCACACAGGCCACUCUGGACGAACUCCGGGACCCGGCACGCCGCCUGCAGCAGCCGAGAGAGCAGCUCAGCGAGCGAGCCGCCCGCGCGCCGCCGCAAGGCCUCGCCAGCCUGGAACCAGACCGCCUCCUCACGAACGUGCGCAGGAGUCGCCGGGGCGCUGCGCCGGGCCCCUCAGGGAUGACGGGAGAACACUUGCAGACGCUGCUGGACGACGAGCACUGCUGCGACCUCCUGCACCACGCUGCCACGCUCCUUGCGAGGGCGCAAAUCCCUGGCCCCGUGGCAGAGGCCCUCCGGCUCGGCCGCCUCACGGCGCUGCGCAAGAGCAACGGGAGGGUGCGAGGCAUUGUGACUGGCGACGUCUUCAGGCGGUUGGUUGCCCGCACGCUGGCGCAGCAAGUGGGCGAAGAGGUCGAGCAGGCGACUGCCCCCUUCCAGUUCGCACUCUCGACCCGAGCAGGCACGGAAUGCGUGGCGCACCUCGUGCAGACUCUCACCCAGGGUGACCCGGCGGCCACGGUGGUUUCCAUAGACGGAAUCGUCUGGAACAGGGGAGGGCAGGAGCCACUUGGCAUCCGAGAGCUGGGCUCAGCAGCGGACCGGGUGUGGGUAGGAGGAGCAGACACCCCGCCGGAAGCCCAGGGCUUGGUCGUUCUGGGGGCCCCGAUAGGCCACGGAGCUUUCGUCGCCCAACACCUGGAGGCCAUCCUGGAAGAACACCGCCGCUUGCUCGCGAGGAUACCACACGUCGGGGACCUGCAAUCCUCGUGGCUCCUGCUCAGCAUGUGCGCCAACCCCCGGGCCAACUUCUUCCUGAGGGCGCUGGCUCCCGAGGACACGGCCGCCUUCGCCGCAGCGCACGACGACAACCUGGCCAACGCGCUCGCCGACUUGCUGGAACUCCCGCAAGAAGCUGUCGCAGAAGGCACGUCAGCGCGCCAACGCUGCCAACUGCCGCUUUGCAUGGGGGGGCUCGGCCUGCGAAGCGCGUCCAGGACGGCGCCGGCGGCCUGGUGGGCUUCCUGGGCAGACUGCGCGCAGAUGCUCCGCGAACGCUGCCCCGAGCUCACAAACCAGAUCUGCGCUGCACUGAGCGAGCUGGACCGGGGCCCGCUGCCGGCCGCUCCCGGGUGCUUACAACAAGCCAGCAGGGCAAAGGAGCACCUCUCGGCGCACGGCUUCGCCGCGCCCAACUGGCACGACCUUGCGCAGGGCGCCCGGCCACCGCCGACGCACGAACGGGAGCACGGCGAAUGGGCGCACGGCUGGCAGUUCUGGGCCGCCAGAGUCUUGGAGAACACAGCCCGACAGCAGCUCCUCAACGCCUCCACGCCACCGGACCGCGCCCUCCUCCGGUCACAGAGCGGGCCGUGCGCGGGACGAGCCUUCACCGCGCUGCCCACGACGGGGGACUUCCACAUCCCGCCGGCAGAAUUCAGAGUCCUGCUCCUCAGGCGCUUGCGAUUUGAUUUACCCUUCGCAGCGAGCGCUUGCAGAUGCAGAGGCAGACUGGACGCCAGAGGUGACCACAGAGCGGCGUGCCCAAGGGCAGGGGUGCUCAAGAAGAGAUCCAUCCCAUUGGAGAAAGCGGCUGCACGUAUCUGCCGCGAGGCCGGGGGCCGAGUCGCAGAGAACCAGCUCCUGCGAGACCUCAACGUGGACGGCGUCGACCCCCGCGACGGGCGCAAGAUCGAGGUCAUCGCGAAUUGCCUGCCGCUCUGGGGAGGAGCGCAGCUGGCGAUUGACGCGACCCUGGUGUCGCCAGUCCGCACCGACGGCACCGCGCAGCCCAGAGCCGCGGACGAGGACGGAGUCCAGCUCGAGGUCGCGCGGGGCCGGAAGGAAGCGACCUACCCCGAGCUCAUCGGGUCAAGGAGAUGCCGAUUGGUGGUGCUGGGCUUGGAAGUCGGCGGCAGGUGGUCCGAGGAGGCCCUGACCUUCGUCCGGCUGCUCGCCAGGACCAGAGCCCGCAGCGCGCCGCAGCGACUUCGAGCGUCGGCGCGGGCGGCGUACCUACACCGCUGGACAGGCUUGGCUGCGGUCGCGGCCCAGAGGGCGUUCGCGGCCACGCUGCUGGAGUUGCCGCCGCACACCCUGGCCGUCGACGGGGACGAGCCGCACCUCGCCGACCUCCUGGCGGACGCCCGCUACACGGAGACGCCG
Prorocentrum cordatum is the source of this 9669-nucleotide messenger RNA. Lineage: Eukaryota; Dinophyceae; Prorocentrales; Prorocentraceae. The record is from the annotation of a GenBank genome assembly.